Messenger RNA from Helianthus annuus (common sunflower), 1519 nucleotides. RefSeq names its product AT-hook motif nuclear-localized protein 20. The coding region runs from base 505 to 1407 and encodes 300 amino acids. The record is from RefSeq and is a predicted model, not a curated record. NCBI's taxonomy places the organism in Eukaryota, Viridiplantae, Streptophyta, Magnoliopsida, Asterales, Asteraceae. Gene Ontology annotation, molecular function: minor groove of adenine-thymine-rich DNA binding; DNA-binding transcription factor activity. The transcript has a single exon. Gene Ontology annotation, cellular component: nucleus.
UAACACCAAAAAACGUCAAUAUUACCAUAUCCCACCAGCUGUACUUUGUGCUCCCCAACAUCUUAUUGGCUCAUCCCCCACAGGAUAACAUCAAGUACCUCUUACCUUUUACUCAAUCUAAAACCGCCAUUCUAUACACUCUUCUCCUGUGAGUGCUUUCCCCUAUCGUACGCCCCCCCUGCCCCUUAUCUGCUAAUCGUACACCCCCACUCUCACUCCUUUCAAAGAUCCCAUCAUCACCUGCAACCCUAGUUUCUUUAUGUACUUGUGCAUAUACAUACACACAGAGGUAGUUUGAUCAUUGAUGUACAAAGUUUUCCAGAUUUAAUGAAUCUUUGCUAGUGGGUUUGGUUUAGUACUUUGGUUUGUCAGAUUUGAAUCUUUGUCAGGGGUAUUUUCGGUAUAGAUCUAGGUUUUUUCAAGAUUAGGGUUUUCAUGCAACUGGAUCUUGAAACACUUUAAACACUUUAUAAACACUUCAAACAAAUCUUGAAACUGAUAACCAUGGCUAACCGGUGGUGGUCUGGAAAUGUGGGGAUGAACCCAAUGACGUCAUCCGGUAACCCACCGUCGCUACACCUUCACCACACGGCGGAUGACGGUAAACCUGUGUUAAACAAUAACACAAACCCUAACCCUAAUGAUUCAACAAACGAUGAGAACGAUGAAGAGUUUGGGGAACAAGAACAACACAACAACGUUUUGGAGGUUUCAGAACCCACAAGCUCUGGCGGCGGCCGGCGGCCACGUGGACGACCGCCGGGAUCCAAAAACAAACCGAAACCACCGGUGGUUAUUACUAAAGAAAGCCCUAAUGCGUUACGGAGCCACGUGUUGGAGAUUAGCACCGGAAGUGAUGUUUCGGAAUGUAUUGCAACGUUUGCUCAACGCCGGCACCGUGGGGUUUCUGUUUUAAGUGGAAACGGCGUCGUUACGAAUGUAACUCUCCGGCAGCCGGCGGCACCUGGUGGCGUGUUGAAUUUGCAAGGGAGGUUUGAAAUAUUGUCACUUUCGGGUGCGUUUUUACCCGCACCGUCGCCACCUGGGGCUACUGGGUUGACGGUGUAUUUAGCCGGUGGUCAGGGGCAGGUGGUGGGUGGGACGGUGGUGGGGCAGUUGACGGCGGCGGGCCCGGUAAUGGUGAUUGCGGCGACGUUUACUAACGCUACUUAUGAGAGGUUACCGUUGGAAGAUGAAGUUGAAGGGGGUGAAAUGGAAAUAGAGCGAAGUUCAGGGGUGAAUGCUGGGAAUAGUCCGAAAUCUGGAGGGGUUGGUGUUCAGACGGAUAAUGUUGCGGCUUCUUCGAUGACAGUUUACAAUCAGGCCCCUAAACUAUUGCCGAAUGGGCAAAUGCAUCAGGAUAUGUUUUGGGCGACUCCCCCACGCUCUUCUCCGUCUAAUUUUUAGCUGGUUUAGUUCUAAGUUGUUUUUUUUUGUGGAAAGUGAAUGAUAGUUUGACUUUGUUGUUGUGAUGUAAUUUUACCUAGACUUUUCUAUUUUGGGCCUUUGGGGUUUAGUC